GGCGACGUAAGGUAUGAAAAAGACCAAAAGGAUUUGCGGUCACUGAUUGCUAUUUAAGGGUGUGGAAUACGAAUGGGUUAUUUGUCAAUUUCCGUUUCUUCGCGUGCAUCAUCCGUUGGACUCACACCUGUGCAUCGUUCUUCCUACAUUCCGGUCGUCCAGUCGUUGGUUCUCGCCAAAAGGCUCAAAACCCCUAUUUGCUGGCUAAGAACGAAAGCAGUUUCCUUAUCAGCCAGAGAUCCGAUCAGAUUCAGGUCUGCCAUGGCAGGAACGGCGACGACCGAGAAAGGGAAAGGGGACUUGCAGGUGUUCGAAAGUGAGGAAGAUUUGUCAGUUUCUCUAGCUAAAUAUACCGCUGAUUUAUCAGAAAAGUUCAUCCGAGAAAGAGGGGCUUUUACUGUGGUUUUAUCCGGAGGUUCCUUGAUUCAAUCUCUUAGGAAAUUGCUGGAAUCUCCUUAUCUUGAGUCUGUCGAUUGGACGAAGUGGCAUGUUUCUUGGGUGGAUGAGAGGGUCGUGCCCAAGAAUCAUGAAGACAGUAACUAUAAGCUCGCCUAUGACGGUUUUCUAUCAAAGGUACAUAAAAAAAGGAAAAAAGAGAAUGCAAGAGUUUCUGCUUUGCACUGCAUUAGAAAUUACAUUUUUUGUACUUCUAUAUCGCAGGUCCCCAUUCCUCCUGGUAAUAUCUAUGCUAUCAAUGAUACACUCACUGCUGAGGGUGCUGCUGAUGAUUACGAGGCCUGUCUUAAGCAGUUAGUCAAUAACAAGGUAGUUGAUCUGUCAGCAGCUAGUGGCUUUCCUAAAUUUGAUCUCAUGCUUUUGGGCAUGGGUCCGGAUGGUCAUGUGGCGUCUCUAUUCCCCGGGCAUCCUCUCGUCAAUGAGAAUAAACGAUGGGUAACCUUCAUCAAGGACUCUCCAAAGCCACCUCCAGAGAGAAUAACUUAUACUUUUCCAGUAAUCAACUCGUCUGCAAGCAUCGCCCUUGUUGUAUGUGGAUCUGGUAAAGCUGAUGCUGUGCAUAGAGCGCUUGGGAAUCAGGAAAAUUCUGAUUUGCUGCCUGUUCAAAUUGUUUCACCUGAAGGGAAGCUAACCUGGUUCCUGGACAAGCCUGCAGCUUCUAAACUGUAGGAACAUUCAUGUUAAUAGUAGUGCGGGUUUGGCAAGAUAUUCAAUAAAUUAUCUCUCAUAUGCCAUAUCCAUCUUGAACUGGAUGGAUUUGUUUAGAGAUUAUGUGGUAAUAAGAUGUUUUCUUUGUAACUUAUGAAUAUUGCGGACUUAAUUUAGCCAUGAGUGCAGUGAAGAAGGUUUUGGUUUACUGGAUUCA
Messenger RNA from Nelumbo nucifera (sacred lotus), 1321 nucleotides. RefSeq names its product putative 6-phosphogluconolactonase 4, chloroplastic. Gene Ontology annotation, biological process: pentose-phosphate shunt; carbohydrate metabolic process. The record is from RefSeq and is a predicted model, not a curated record. Gene Ontology annotation, molecular function: 6-phosphogluconolactonase activity. NCBI's taxonomy places the organism in Eukaryota, Viridiplantae, Streptophyta, Magnoliopsida, Proteales, Nelumbonaceae.